Messenger RNA from Leptonychotes weddellii (Weddell seal), 1187 nucleotides. Lineage: Eukaryota; Metazoa; Chordata; Mammalia; Carnivora; Phocidae. The record is from RefSeq and is a predicted model, not a curated record.
GGUGGGGCUCAGUGGGCCAUAGGAGCCACAGGAUGUUCUGAGGAAUCACGGGAAGCCCAUGGCGAUUCUGAGGGUCCUUGGAAGAUCAAGGGCGCCCCCACAGGAAUUCCGAGUCCCUGGGGAUCACGGGAGGUUCUGUGGGGGGGAGGGGCUGAAGAAUCACAGGAGACCCUCCGGGGGCUCUGAGUUAUCAGGGAAACACCGCCGCGAAGUUCGGAACAAGGGGGCCAUGGCGGACUCGAAGCUGCUGGUGCCGGAGUUAGGCGAGGCAGAGAAGAUGGGCACGGAGACCGAGCGUUUUGAAGAGCUGCUGCUGCAGGCCUCCAAGGAGCUCCAGCAAGCCCAGACAAGCAGACCAGAAUCUACACAGAUCCAACCGCAACCUGGUUUCUGCAUAAAGACCAACUCAUCCGAAGGGAAGGUGUUCAUCAACAUCUGUCACUCUCCUUCCAUCCCUCCUCCGGCUGACGUGACUGAGGACGAGCUGCUUCAAAUGCUGGAGGAAGACCAAGCCGGUUUUCGUAUCCCCAUGAGUCUGGGAGAACCUCAUGCCGAACUGGAUGCAAAAGGCCAGGGUUGUACCGCCUACGACGUAGCCGUCAACAGCGACUUCUACCGGAGGAUGCAGAACAGCGAUUUCUUGCGAGAGCUCGUGGUCACCAUCGCCAGGGAGGGCCUUGAGGACAAAUACAGUUUGCAGCUGAAUCCAGAGUGGCGCAUGUUGAAGAACCGGCCUUUCCUGGGCUCCAUCUCCCAGCAAAAUAUCCGAUCCCAGCAGCGUCCUCGGAUCCAGGAGAUGGGAAACCUGUAUACUCCUGACUCCCUGAGACCUGAGGAACGCCAUGAGAAGCCUCACCUGAACCUUUGGCUGGAAGCCCCUGACCUUCUCUUGGCUGAAAUUGAUCUCCCCAAACUGGACGGAGCUCUGGGGCUGUCGCUGGAGAUCGGGGAGAACCGCCUGGUGAUGGGGGGCCCCCAGCAGCUGUACCAUCUGGAUGCGUAUAUCCCCCUGCGGAUCAACUCCAGGGAGAGCAAGGCAGCCUUCCAUCGGAAGAGAAAGCAACUGAUGGUGGCCAUGCCCCUUCUGUCGGUGGCUUCUUGACUGGGUUUCUUUCUCUGUUUCCAGGUGGAGAGAAGAGACUGGUGGGGGCUUCUCUGAAAUUGAAAUAAAAGAUUUUUGCCUUUGU